Messenger RNA from Schistocerca gregaria, 17685 nucleotides. Its product is annotated as trichohyalin-like. The coding region runs from base 1195 to 8232 and encodes 2345 amino acids. The record is from RefSeq and is a predicted model, not a curated record. Gene Ontology annotation, cellular component: cytoskeleton of presynaptic active zone. Gene Ontology annotation, molecular function: structural constituent of presynaptic active zone. Gene Ontology annotation, biological process: maintenance of presynaptic active zone structure; regulation of synaptic plasticity; neuromuscular synaptic transmission. The transcript is spliced from 20 exons. NCBI's taxonomy places the organism in Eukaryota, Metazoa, Arthropoda, Insecta, Orthoptera, Acrididae.
AUUUUAAAAAUUGUGACUGAAUUAAUUUAAUUCAUAAUUUUGGGUCCUGAACUCGUCAGCACACGAGAAAGAAACGUAUUUCUCGUAAGGGCCAGCAGAUGGCAUACCUCGGCAAUUCGUGCCUGAAGUGCAGUCUGUCGGUGAGCAGUGAAACUACACGAUCGACAUCGGUAUAUUUUAAAUGACACAGUGAGAGCGGAAAUUUCAUACUUCCGAUUUCGCCGUUGCUAAGGGGCAGUGGAAACAUAAGUGCGGCAUACAUAACUAGUUUCGAAUCAGUGUUCCUUGAAGCAACUGGCAAGGUGUUUCAAAGUGUAGGGAGAACAUGAUAUUCUUGACAAAAAUAUAUAGUAUGGACUGAACAUGAUUUGCUGCUUAAUAACAGUCGCCGUUGCUACGGAUAAACCGAUUGGGAUGAUACAGUUGACCGACCGCAAUUAUGUCGGCAUGAAAAGAUUUUUAUGGAAGAACCGUAGUUCGGUGACAGUAAGGUUAUCCGUUUAGGUUAUACACUAUUGUAAAAGUGACUGGGCAAGUGGUGUCUCGCCGUUAAACAACUUCAUUGCAUUGUUAUAAAAUUGGCUAUUCUGGUACAAAUGUCUGUUCGUGUAAUCUGAAGAAGAGCAAAGACAAUUCGGAGAGCUGUGUAUGAAAUAUAUUAUUAGUACAUUAAAGGCUAACUGUAAGAUUGGAAGACGUGCCUUUGAAAAACAAAAGCAUCAUCUUUGUGAGAAACAUUGUUGGACGUUUCCGUGGAGCAGAGCCGACGCGUUGAUCGAACGGAGCGCACGAGGAUCUCGCUCCCGCCAAAAGAGGGCGGACGUCGCGUCGUGGCGCGGCGCGGAGCUGCGCAGCCAGUUGGCUGGAGUACGAGAGCGGUUGGGGGGAGGCCUUCAUUGAUCAGCGGCCGGCGGAGAAGAGGAGCUGCGGGGCGCUCCGCUCAGUCGGGCAGUGGUGCGGCAGCGGUGCGCGUGGGGCAUGUGACGCACGGCGCGGGCGUGCGGUGUGCGGUCGAGAGGGAGCAGGCGAGUGCGGGCGUGCGUGCGUCGAUAGCGGAGACCAGAGAGCGAUAAUGCCGCCGUCUGCGGGCGGUCUCGGACUCCUCCUGGCACUGGUGGCGGCGGCUGCGACGACGACGACGACGACGACUGCGGCAGCGACUCGAAGCGGAGGAAAGCGCAGCAGCGGGCGGUCAUGUCGUACGGCGCCCCCUCCAAUCUGAGCGGGGGCGGCGGAUACGGCGCUGGAGGAGGCAGCGGAGCAGUCGGUGCCGGCGGGAACCGAUCGCCGCGGAGCUCGCGCCGGCUGGCCGGUGAACUGCCCACCGUAGACCGGUCGCCGUCGCGCUCCAACUACGGCCUGAGCGGCGGCGGCGCCACACGGGGCAGCCCUCUGGGGAGCCGCAAGGGCGCGCGCUCCCCACCCCCGUCGGCGGCGGACGCGCAGCAUGCGCAGCAGCAGCAACAGUACCAGCAGCAGCAGCAGUACCAUUCGGCAGCGUCAGCGUCCGCCGGCUACAUGGGCUCGCCGUACUACGCGACGCGCGACGACGAGCUAGGCUCGCCGGUGAUGAUGGACGAGCGCGGCCGCGGCCACCACCGGUCGCGCUCCGCCUCGCGGCCCGCCAUGGGGGGCGGCGGGGGUGGCGGCGGCACGCGCUACCAGUCGCUGGAUCGCAGCGGGUUGGGCGGCGACGCGCACGAGCGCGAGUUUGUGCCCAUCCGGGAGCCGCGCGAGCGCUCGCUGGACCGCGGCAUGGGCACCGGCCGCGACCGCUCGCUCGACCGCGGGGGCGGCCUCUACCUGGACGACGACCUGUACGGCGGCGGCGGGGGCGGCAGCCGGUCGGCGCGCCAGUCGCCCAACCCGCACAUGAUGGCCUCGGGCGGCAGCGGCCGCGACAUUGUCGCCGAGCUGCAGCAGCAGAACAGCGACCUGCAGCGCGAGCUCGCCAACUUCAAGAAGGAGCUCGAGCUCACCAACCAGAAGCUCGGCUCCAGCAUGCACAGCAUCAAGACGUUCUGGAGUCCCGAGCUCAAGAAGGAGCGCGCCCUGCGCAAGGAGGAGUCGGCCAAGUACAGCCUCAUCAACGACCAACUCAAGCUGCUCAACUCCGAAAAUCAGAAACAAGCGAUGCUGGUUCGCCAACUGGAGGAGGAGCUACGGAUGCGAAUGCGCAACCCGAGCAUCGAGAUGCAGCAGCAGAUGGAGGUGCUGUACGCCGAGAACGAACACCUGACCCGCGAGAUCGCCAUCCUCAGGGAGACCAUCAAGGAGCUGGAGCUGCGGAUAGAGACGCAGAAGCAGACGCUGCAGGCCCGCGACGAGAGCAUAAAGAAGCUGCUGGAGAUGCUGCAGAACAAGGGCGUCGGUGGUAAAAUGCUAGAUGGAGACAGGGAGUCAUUUGAAUCCCUCCAGGCCAGGCUGAUAGAGAGUGAGGAUAAAAUUCGGCACUAUGAGAAUCUUGUGAGGAAUCGAGACCAGGAACUCAGUAAGACUAAGAGAGAAUUAAAGGCCACGAAUGAGACACUUAGAGCCCUUCAGAUCCAGUUAGAGAAAGCUUACAGUCAAAAUUCCAGCGGUCCCUCUAACAGUACCCUGACUGCCAUUCUGGAAACGAAGGACGCUCGAAUUGCGACCUUGGAGAAGGAGGUGUGCCUCCUCGAGAAAGAGCUGGAUAGGCUGCGCGAGGCGGGGGCGGGGGCGGGGGUGGUGGCUCGACUCUCCCCCCUCCCCCCCGCAAUGUCCGAGCACGACAAGUCAGAGUUUAGCAUUAAGCGGCAACUGGACGAGUUCCGCGCGGAGAUCCAGCGGCGCGACCAGGAGAUCCUGGCCAUGAGCGCCAAGAUGAAGACGCUCGAGGAGCAGCACCAGGACUACCAGAGGCACAUAGCCGUCCUCAAGGAGUCGCUCUGCGCCAAGGAGGAGCACUACAACAUGCUGCAGGCGGAUGUUGAAGAACUCCGACAACGGUUAGAGGAGAAGAACCGGCAUAUAGAGAAGAAAACACAGCAGGCGCAGCAGGCGAUACAAGAAAGAAACCGUCUGAACAAUGAACUCAGCGAGUUGAGGGACCACAUGGACAUCAAGGAUCGCAAGAUCAACGUCCUGCAAAGAAAGAUCGAGAACCUGGAGGACCUGCUGAAGGAGAAGGACAACCAGGUGGACAUGGCGCGCGCGCGCCUCACGGCGAUGCAGGCGCACCACUGCUCUUCCGAGGGCGCGCUGUCCAGCUUGGAGGAGGCCAUCGGUGACAAGGAGAAGCAGAUGCAGCAGCUGCGCGAGCAGCGGGACCGCGCCGAGCAAGAGAAGGCCGAGGAGCGCGAGCUGCACGAGCGCGAGCUGGCCGAGUACAAGAUGAAGCUGCACGCGCUCGAGAGCGAGGUCGAGAAGCUGGGCGCGCGGCUGGAGCGCGCGCAGGCCGAGAAGGACCGGCUGGAGGCCAAGCUGGAGAGCUCGCAGUCCGAGCUGGGCAAGUCGAAGGCGGAGCUGGACAAGGCGGCGAGCGAGGCGGGCCGCAGCGGCGCCGACUGGGAGGCGGCCAAGCAGCGGCUGGCGCGCCUCGAGCUGGAGAACGAGCGCCUGCGCCACGACCUGGAGCGCUCGCAGGCCACGUUCGGCCGCAGCACGCUCACCACCUCGCAGGAGCUGGACCGCGUGCAGGAGAAGGCGGAGAAGGCGGCGGCGGAGUUGCGGCGCGCGCAGGCCGAGCUGCGCGUCACGCAGGCCGACAACGAGCGCGCGCGCGCCGAGGCGGCCGCGCUGCAGGAGAAGGUGGAGAAGUCGCAGGGCGAGGUGUACCGGCUCAAGGCGCGCCUCGAGAACGCGCAGGCCGAGCGCGAGAGCCUGCGCGACGAGUACGAGCGCGCGCAGCAGGCGGCCGCGCGCCUGCACGCCGAGCGCGACAAGUCGUCCGCCGAGCUGGAGAAGGCGCGCGAGGAGCUGGAGCGCUCGCAGGCCACCCUGGGCAAGGCGCAGCUGCAGCAGGACAAGCUGCAGAACGCGCUCGACAAGGUGCAGACCGACCUGGACAAGCUGCAGGAGCGCUUCGACAAGUCGCAGGCCGAGGUGCGCCGGCUCCAGAUGGAAAAGGAAAAGCAGAACUACGAUUUUGAAAACGUACAGUCGCAGCUCGAUAAGGCACUAGGCCAAGCGACAAGACUGCAGAAGGAGCGAGAGGCGGUCCAGCUGGAGGUCGACCGGUUAAGGGACAAGUAUGAGAAAGCCCAGAUGUUGAUGGCAAGACUCCAGAAGGAGAAAGACGGGGCCAUUGAAGAAUGUGAAAAGCUCCAAGAAAGGGUUGAGAUCCAACAGGGCCAAAUAUCCAAGGCGCAAAGGGAACGUGAAAACAUGCAGACGGAGCUGGAUAUGAUCAAGGAAAGAUGGGACAAAGCGCAGCAGAUGCAUCAGAAAAUUCAGAUGGAACGAGACGACGCGUUAACUGAAAUCGAAAUAUUGAAAGAUAAGUUGGACAAGUCGCAGACAGUGUCACAGAAAGCGAUGGAGGAAAGAGACAACGCAAACAAAGAGUUUGAACGUAUGCUCGAAAAAUACGAUAGGUCGCAGGGCGAAGUGUACCGAAUGCAGAACAAACUGGAGGCAGCAGAGGCGGAGAAGGACCGACUCGAGAUGGAGGUGGAGAAGGCUCAGCUAUUGGCUACCAAGUCGCGCGAAGAUCAGCGCAAAACACAAGACGAGCUGCAGCGGGUCCAAGAGAUGUACGACCGAGCUGCGCUCCAGCUGGGCCGCACUAAGGAGAACGAGGAGAAAUUCAAAGAGGAGAUAGACCGCAUGGCUGUCGACCUCGACAUGGUGCGCGAGCGAUACGAAAAGACGCAGAUCGAGAUGCGCCGUCUGCAGAGUGAUCGCGAGAAGUACCAGGGGGACAGUGAGCGCCUCAGUUUCGAACUGGAGCGCGCACACACACAGUGCGCAAAGGCACAGGCUGCAAAUGAAAAGAGCCAGGAGGAAAUGGCCCGCCUGCAGGUGGAGCUGGAGAAGAUGUACGACAAGCACGACAAGGGCCAGGCCGAGCUGCGGAAGUCGCAGUCGGAGCUGGAGCGCUACCGUACCGAGGCGGAGCAGCUGCGCGAGGAAGCGGAGCGGUACGCUGCCAGGAUGGGCAAGUACCAGGACACGCAGGAGAGGACCAAGGAGGAGCAGGAUCGCCUCAAGGCCGAAAUAGAGCGGCUGCGGGAUAGGCUCGAGAAGACGAACAGUGAGUUGGAGCGAGCGCGAAAGGCAGAGCAGGAGGCAGUCCGUCUGCGAAUGGAGCUGGAGCGCGCGGAAGGUGUAAGAGGUAAAUACCAAUUCGAACAGGAGAAGUGGGCUGCAGAAACUGGUAGGCUGCAGGCAGAGUGCGAGAAGUUGCGCGAGCGGCUGGACACGAGCCAACUGGAGAUGCAGAGGGCGCUGGUGGCCAACGAGAAGCAGGAGGAGCGCCUGCACGAGCUGCAACUCGAGCUGGAGCUCGGCAAGGCCGAGUCGAUGAAAAUGGCGGCGACCCAGGAAAAGCAGCAGGGCGAGAUAGAGCGGUUGCACAUCGAGUGCGAGAAAGUGCGCGAUCGACACGAGACUCUCCAGAUGCGCUCCGAAGCACUGGAGAAGGAGAACGAGCGGUUGCGCUCCGAAUUGGCGCAAAAGGAGCGCCAGUUGGCGGUGGGCGACAAGAGCCGCACCGAGGUGGAGAGGGCGGGCGCUGCCGAGGUGGACAAGCUCCGCGAGCGGCUGGAACAGGCGCAGGCCGACCUGUCCAGGGCGCAGCAGCUGCGCGAACACUCCGACGCCGAGGCGCAGCGCCUGGCGCGGGAGCUCGAGAAGUCGCAGCUGCACCUCGGCAAGUACCAGGAGAACAACGAGGCUGCGCGGAUAGAGUUUGAGCGAAUGGCGACGGAGCUCAGUCGUCUGCACGAAAAGCUCGAGAGGGCGCAGGCGGACGCGCAGCGGGCGUCGGACGAGCGUGCUCAGCUGCAGGCGGAGAGGGACGCACUGCAGGCGGACCUGCUCCGCGCGAGAAAGGCCGCCGAUCAGAUGCAGGAAGCGCAGCAGCGCACUCGGCAGGAUGCAGACAGACGUUUGCAGGAGGACGCCUCCAAGAUGCAGCAGGAGCUCGCACAAGCUGCGAGGGAGAAGGAGAGGUUGAACUCCGCACUGGAGAAGCGCGAGAAGCAGGCGGAAAGGUUAGAGAAACAGAUGGCGAAAAUGGAGUCCGAGGUGAAACAGCUCACGCUCGAGAGAGACCAGUUAGUGGUGCAACUGGAGAAGUCACAGGACAUGCUGAUGAACUUCCAGCAGGAGCUACAACAGUCCGAGUCGGAGCUCAGUCGACUGAAGACCGAGCACCGCAAGGUGGCGCAAGACGCCGAAUCGCUGGAAGGGAGAGACCGGCAGGUCCAGGAGCUCCAGCAACAACUGCAGAACUUGCAGAGGGAAAGGGACCGAGAGCGGCAGAGGGCGGAGCGGGCGGACCGCCGCCUGCAGGAGCUGGGCUCGCAGGCAGAGGCGGACACCGGUCAGUGGCGCCGUGCCGUGGAGGCCGAACGGGACAGGGCCGAUAGGGCGGAGAGGACUGUGGCCGAACUGCAGAAAAGGGUGCAGGCUGUAGAAAGGCAGAUGAAUGCCCAACAGCAACAGAUGGCCCAAAUGCAACAACAGCAGCAACAACAGGUGCCACCGGCUGCUGCCGAGGAACUGAACAGACUGCGUAAAGAGCUCGAAAAGUCGCAGGCUGAACUGAAGAAUGCGUCUGUUGAGCGAGAACGAUUCCAGGCACAGUUGGAGAUGCUAGUUCAGGAGCUGGAGAAGAACCAGCUGGAUCUUCAAGAAGCGAACAAGAAACUAGCGAAUGGCGCAGCGAGAGCUGGAGAAGAAGCUACCGCCCUUAGAAUGCAAUUAGAAGAGCAGAAGAAACAACUAGAAGAGCAGAGGAGACAAUUAGAGGAGCACAAGAGAGGCUUAGAUAGUAAAAGUAGGCAAUUAGAAGAAAAAGAAAAAUCUAUAGCAGAUGCAGAUCAGAAACUGAAGAAAAGGAAAGAAAAACUUGAUCAGCUGGAGGCACAGCUUCAGAAGGGUGCAGGAGCAAGGGGUGGAAACGCAGAAAUACAGAAAAGAAUGCUGGAACUAGAACAACAGGUUGAAACUCAUCAAAAGGAGCUGGAGAAAUCCAAAGAAGAUGCACAGCGUUCACAAGUAGAAAUGGAAAGACUUCUACAGCUUGUCCAAAUGAGUCAAGAAGAACAAAAUGCCAAAGAAAAGACAAUUCGUGAUCUUCAAGAGGCACUGAAGAAUGCCCAAGCAAAACUGAGAAGCCAACAAGCCAGUGCACAAAUGGAAAGGAGAGAAGAGGUGGAAAUGCAGGACAAGGCUGUGGAAACUCUGAACAUCAGCAGCAAAAAUGCUUCGGAAGUUAUGGAAGAUGCGAAAGAAGAAAAGAGUGAUGGUUUUGAUGAUCAAGUGAGUGAAAUUCAAGAACUUAAGGAAGAACUCAAGAAACGUGGGCAAAAGGUGUCUGAACUGGAGAAAGAAAUUGGUACCCUGGAAACUGCUCUUCAGGAGAAUGCAAACAUAGCUGAGCUUGAGGAACUGGUUGUGGUGGUUCGACAGAAAGAUGAUAGAAUUGAGGAGCUGGAGGAGGCACUUCGUGAAAGUGUUAGAAUAACUGCCGAAAGGGAGAAGGUGUUACAUCAGGAAUCAACACGUCGGAAACAGAUCAUGGAAAAGGUGGGUAAAUUGGAGCAGCGAUUACUGUCUCUUCAGACAGCACAUGCAUUACGCUGUAGCUCUUGCCGUCCAUUAGUUGGUCGCUUGCAGGAAUUGGAGCAACGACUAGGGUCACUUACAGCUGAAAGGCGGCAGCAUCUGCAGGAUUUGUCACGCAUGAAGCAAGAAGCUCUUGAAGCAGCACUCAGUGAAAAGGAUGCUCAUUUAGCCUUACUGGAAGUGUCAGGCAUCAGAACAGCAAGACAAGCAGAAGAGGCAGAGCAAUUACGUGCUGAUCGAAAAAGGCUUAUGGAAAAACUCCGAGAAGAGAAUGAACAGAGUGUUCGGCUGCUGCAAGAGUAUUCCCUGCCAGAUGUAGAGCAGUUCACAUCAUCUGUAACAAAUGUCAUUGAAGCUGAAGAUAAAGAGAAAGAAACCACCUCCAGUAAUCAUAAUGGUCAUUCACAUCACGAGGAAGAGAUUGAUCAAGACAGUUUGGAACCCUUGAGCCCAGAUUCUACCUUAGGUAUGUGAAAUGUUUUUGGUUAUCAUCGUUCUUCACAAGCAAAGAAGAAGUAGUUUCAAAAAGGUGCUGUGCAUCCCUUAUACCUGAACAUUUCCAUAUGCAGGAUGUCUGUGCAUAUCUUCUGAAACAAUUUUGUGUCCAAAUCAAGAUAUGAACAUGAAGAUUUCAUAAUAAAAUGUGCUGCACUUAUUUUGCACAAUAAGUUCCUCCCUGUCUAUAAAUGCACUGCCAUUAAUGGCCCACAAACUAUGGGAGUCUGGCCUUCAGCUGACAGGUUGAAUUAAGUGCAUCACAGUUGUUGAAAUGGUGAUAUUCACUCUAAAGACAUUGCUAGCACACGGUAUGUGUGUAUUUUACAACUGCGUAUUUAGUUAACUGGUGCCGUAACAUUUUGAUACAAACAUGUGAGUGAAGUGUGUGUGAAAUGACAACUAACUACUUUGCAAAAUGACUAUUUGUGCUGUGAGUGAGAAAAUGACGUGUGAAGAAAAAAUGAGUUUCAGACAUCUCCUGCUUAUUAUAGCAAUAAUACACGCAUGCCACUUAAAUGCAGAAAGCAGUGUCUACAAUAUUUUUUAGCCUUAUUACUGUACUGUGAAAAAGGAAAGGAAAUGUGAAAUGUGGGGAGGUGUUGACAAUAAAUAAAGCAACUCACUGAACCAUGUCUUCCUAUGGUGGAGAGUGCUUUAAGAAAGCACAAGCUGGGUAGUGAUUUGGAAGAAUAAAAACACAAGAGAAAGUCAUAUUAAUGUGUUUUUUAAAUGACUUUCACUUCAAAAUGCCUUCUUUGCUCGGGUAGACUAUUUUCAUUUAUUUUUCAAAAUAACAAUGUGUGUGCUCUGUUUUGAUUUUCAACAUUUAUGUAGAUUUCAUAGUAGUUCUGUAUUUCAGUAGAACUGUUACACAAUGAUAGAUAUCAUUCAAUGAAAUAAAACAGGAAAUUUUCUAGUGCAUGAGAUUUUGUGAAUUAAGUCAUUGCUCUCUCAGUUUUUUUAAUAUCUGAGUGAAAUUAAUUUUAGAAGGAAUGUCAAAUUGCACAAUUUUAUUACUAAAUAUUUCCAACAUAUUGUGUGCUGUAGCCACAUUGAUUAAAUGUAUAGUGACAGAUAAUAGAUAUAAUUUUUCCAACAGAACAAAAAGUGUUCAAAAAUAUUUUUUGUUGAUAAUAGUUGACUGUAUAAAAAUUGAAUAUGCAGUGGCAUGAUUACUGUUAUAGAAUAAAUACUGGCCAUAUUUGAUUGCAUUUUCCCAUAUGAUAAGGCCGAUGCCAAUAUUAUUUAUAAACACCAAAGUAUUUGUGAAAUACAGAAAUUUGGUUAGUGUCACUACACAACAAAUGUCACUAUGGGAACACUGCAGUCAUUUAUGGAUUGAAUAAAAGUCAUUCUUUGUACAUAUUACUAUAUGACGUUGACUGACUUUAAAGAAAAUCUGUUGUAUGUAAUGUGGCACUAUUUCUUGUAAAUGAAGGUGCAUAAGGUAUAAAAAUGUUAGUGGUCAAGGAAAGAAUGAACUGUGUUCGUGCUUUGAUCAGCAGAGAAAUGUACGGAUCUGUUGUUAACAAGAUAUUCCAGUACUUGCUGAAACUAAUCAAAAGCUGCCUAUAAUGUUUAGAGGAAUAUGCUUUUGGCAAGUAAAGUAUGGAUUAUUUCUUUAGAGAAUUAAAUACAUCCGUCUGGGUGGAUUCCCAGAGUUUAAGCAACUCUAUCAGUACUGAACUCCAAAAUGCAAAAAUUUAUUUCAUUGCAACCUAUUCUCUUCCUGUAUAGUGCUUUUUGAACAUUUGAAGUAUGUACUUCUCUAACCUUCCAUGUAGCCAUGUGAGUUUCAAGGUCAUGUAAAAGAUAACUAAGAGGUUUGAACAUGUAUUUAUAUAAAUUUAAAAACUCUGAUAAAAACAAGGGAAUAUCUUUUAAAAUAUGUGAAAAGCUUAAAUUUUGGGAGUCUUGACAUUCAGUGGUAUUAAAUAUUCAUAGAUGGUAAAAUUCAUUUUAAUCUAUAGAAGAAACACUUUAAUGUCACAACCAUGCAGAAUACUACUUGUUCGUACGGGCUAUCCUGACAUGUAACUAAAGAAUACAUCACAAAACAGUCAAAAUUAAGCUUUGGUCCCUAGAUAAACAUUAAUUUGUAUCUCUAUAGCUGACCAUCCAUUUGUAACAUAUUCAUAUAUGCUCGAUGCAAAAGAAUUGUUGUUGGCUUGUUUGGAAAUCAGUAGGAGUUGGAGUGGCAAGAUUGUCAAAGCUAUACUGCCAUUACCUGUGCCAUUAUAUAAAUAUAACUAUAUUCAUAUGUACUACACUACUUAUUUGAUGGUUGUACCAGUAUUAAUGUUGUAGGAUGAUGGAGCUGCCAAGGUUGUGGAGUGUAUAUUCAGGAAAUGGUUUGUGUGAAAAUAUCUUUUAAUUCCAUAUGACCUUGUGUUGUUUAUGAAAUGCGUGUUCAAGGACAAUUGCUUAAACAGGUAAAUAUGUGAUACUGUAAUGAAUGAGAUUCUUUAGAUUUGAUUUCAAAAAUUUAACAGCUUCAUUGGUGUUUUUAAUCAUAUCUUCCAUUUGUUACAUUCUAUUUCAUUUUAAGAAAACUGUUUCUCUGUCGCCAGCCUUUUAAGGAAAUAUUGUUACAAAAUUUUAAUUACUGUUUCAGUAAACUGAUGAUAAUAUCUGAGGAAGAAUAAGUUGCAAUUUUUUUAUUGUUCCAAAGACUGCACUAUUCCAUGUGUAGUAAUAUCUAGAGCCUAAUGGCUAUUUGUAUUUGAUUUUCAAUAUUAUAACAGUAUAAUAUUUUUUUGUAAAGAAUUAAUAUGCAACAAACUCAUUUCAAGAAAUAGUUUUCUACAAAUGAUUUCAUCUUCCAUGUAAUCUUAAAAUAUUUUAAAGUUGUAAAGCACAAAUCCGAGUGGGUUUACAAAUGAAGUCCAUGGUUGAAUGCCAUUUUCAGUUGUGUAAAUACAAAUUGACGCUUUAAUGUGGAAAAUGUAAAAUGUAUGUGUAUGUAGAGUCUAAAUUAAUUUCUGUGGCUGUUAAAAGCUCACAACACCAAAUAUCAAUAAGAAUAAUAAUGUAAAUGGUGUGUAAAAGGAACAUCAGAUGUAAAGUUGUUCAGUAGCUUCUAUGAUUUCUUUUUUGAUGCAUUUCAUCCUGUCCAUUGUCUAAAUCUUCUAUAAGUUUUCUUGCAAGUAAACAGUAGUACAAAUUUAAAAUCAUAGUUGGUUAUCACAAACAGUGACAGGUGACAGAGUUGAAAUUAAACAUUUCAGCUCUCUGUGCACACUCUUCUAACAUCUCAGCAUUCUAAGAAAAUGGUAGGUGUAACAUACAGCAUACCUAAAACAGCAGGCCAGCUUUUACAAAAGGACUGUUUUUUUUUUUAGUUAUGCUAUGAUUAGAAAGAUCUAUGUACAUAAUUUCCAACAGAUGUGAACAUUGUUUAUCUCUUUAAAUGAAUAUCUUCAAGUGAUUUAAUAGUUUCUGUCUCUAGCACAGCAAGCAGUUGCUAGAUGGUUGUACAGCACUACAUCCAUUGUGUGAGAAAAUUAACUACAAAUGGUCAAAAAUCUGAAUACUUUAUCUAUUUCAAGGUCUUCUGCUCUCAUUUUGUAGGUAUGGUGUGUAAUUGAAGUUCUCUUACUUUUCUUUUUGGAAUAGUGAUAAUAAAGAAAGUUAUUCAGUAAAGGUACGGAAAUCAUAACAUACAUAAUAGAUAUUGCAGCAUAUUUCAAAGCAUUCAGAGCCUUUAGAAACAAGAUAUCAUGAAAUUACAUUGACAUAAUAUUAGUCAAGGACUUUGUUUCAUAAAAAUAAAGGAGAAACAUUUACCUUACUCUUGCAGAUGGUAAAUGGAACUGUUUACCAUUUGAAGAUACAUUUACAUUACUGGAUAAAAAUAUGACAACAGCAUAGCAGGCUGUUUUGCAUGCUAUCAUCAGAAUUUUCUGCCAGCCAUGCCUUUGAUCAGCAAUUGAUUUAAAAAAAGAGUGACAUCCUUAUACUUUAAAAAAAAGAGUUUAUAUCAAGAGGAUUCUUAGCAACUGUUUAUCAGUGUAAACAAUGCUUAAGACUUUGCCAGAGCUCAGAAUAUGUGAGAGACCUUUCUGAAAUUUUUGUUACUAAUUUUUCAAGAUUGUUUUAUGAGCAUGCUUCAUGAUAGUGAUCUAUCCAUGCACAUGUGUUGACACUAUUCCAAUAAACAACGAAUACCGUAAAAUUUGUUUGCAUUAAACAGCCAGUAGUUGUAUAACUUAAAAAUAACUCAUGAAGCUUAAUCACUUCCAGUAGACAAAUAUUUAGGCUGAGUAUUUAUUCAAAUUCCAUAAUUCUGUUACUCACUCAUUGGCAUUUCUUCAACUAUUACAGAUUCCUACAAUGGCAGUCAUGAGUGAAAGCUGUCACCCACAACAGCUUUAUCAAAUGUGUUCAAUAACCUAACAUUGCAUUGAUUGUCAGUAGGUUUACUGAAAUAUCUAAUAAAUGGCAUCAGAUUCUUCUUACAUAGCAGGAUUCUGAAUCUUGUUUACUCUAUAGUUUGCUGUGUGUUCAUCUAGGUCAGGGAGUAUUACCUAAGCAAGCUCUGUCACACUUUUUACAAAUUUGAUUACCAUUGUAACCUAUGGUUGUAAAUAUAUUUCACCUUAACAUUCCCCCGAAGUUUUAAAUAACAACUGAGUUACUGUAUUGGCAUCCUAAGAUACAAUUUAUUGUUUCUGUCUCCUUCAAAGUUCUUACAAACAAGUGACUGAAAUUGUUGUACAUCACAGAAUGUAAGUAAAACAUGUGAAUCAGUUUGUGUAUUUGGAGCCCAUAUAAUGCACAGUAAGUUGAAAUGGGUAAUAAAAUGCUACAAUUACAAAAACCAGAGUGACAUGAUAAUUCCGUACGAAGACUUUUAUGUAAACUGAAUCCUUUUUGUUUGUAUUAGUACUUCAGUUAUCAUUUGUGGGUAAACUAUUCCCUACUUCUGUGUAUCUCCACUAUUUGCAUACAAAAUCUUUGUGACUGAAGCUUUUUCUGAAAAGUAGUAUUAUAAACUGAAGAGUUUUUCCACUAGUUUUCAAGCACAUUGCUGGCUUUAAAUAUAUUUCUUUAGUAUCUGGAUGAACACUAACAGGCUGUGGCAUGAGUUACAGUGAAAAAAUUCUCUUCCAUAAAUGCACAUUGUCAACUAAUUCCAGAUUACAUCUUAGGAUUCAGCAUGUUAAUGCCUUCUAAUAUGCAGUACAAUGUGCUUCUUACUCAAUUCAAAAUUAUUCAUGCAUCUUCUCGCUGUGUUCCUCAAAAAUGAAAAUGGUGCUGGGAGACUUCCAGUGGGUCUAAAAUGACAGCUAUCACCAAUACACAAAAUGUUAUGGAUGUUUUUGUUAUUUACCUAUUUUUACUUUGGAGACCCUAUCAAGCAGAGCAAGUUGAAACAAGUAAUAAAACAUUACAAUUAUGAGAACCAGUCUGACAUAGUAAUUCAUUUUGGAGAUUUCUAUUGCACUGGACAAAUUUUUAUGUGGAUCAGCACUUCAAGAGUGAUAAGUGAGGAAACUAUUCUCUGUGUUUGUAUCUCUGUGCAGUUUGGAUAUAAAAUAUCUUUUCAGUAAGAGUCCAACUGUAAAUGAACAGAUACUGAAGGUCAUGUAUGAAUUUGCAGGAUAGAUGUCAUAUUGUAGUUCAAGCUGCUUCCACAGAAUACAUCAUUUAAGAACUGGUCCUCCAAUCUGGACAAGUUUUUUCUCCUUGUUUGAUGGCUUGCAACUUCAAUGUUCUUAUUAUUUAAUACUUUUUUCUACUUAACCCUGUUGCUCAGAUAUUUUAGUUCAUGAACAUCAGCCAGUAGCUUGCUUCCAUAGGUAUUAUAUUGCUUUCCUUGAACUGAAUGGUUUUAUCAUGUUCUGCCCUUGUCUAAAGAUUUAAAAAAAAGUAGCAGGGUAAGCAUAUAAAAUUAUUUGAUGAACCUCAGCUAACUCAGCCAAUGCCUUUCAGAAACAAAGUGCAUAAAUGGAAAAAGAAAUAAAAUGGCACUUUGUACUCCUCUUGGUAAUGACUUCUGGUCACUUAAUUGGUAUAUGAUCAUUCAGUCUUUACAUGCCAAAGGUAUCUCUUCUCCCAGUACUUAAGCAGCUACUUUUUGUGUUGGUACAGAUAAUUCACUAGAAUGUUUUGCUGAGUUACUUGCUCUUUACAGUUUGCAACAGUAAGAGAUUUGAAUUCCGUACAAACUUACCAAAGGAGAAUUUGAAGUUCUCACCAAUAAAGCAUUCAUUCUUGUCCAUAAAGUGCUUGGUUGUGUUCAGUUCAUCUGCAACUCAACUUUGUGUCUCUUUCUGAACUGAAUACUUUGUGGUCACUUAUGUAUAAUGAAUUUUUUCACUUCUGCCAAAACUGCUACAACCAGAAAGAAUAAGUAUGACUCUUCGUAUGGAUGCAUCAUACUUUGUUAAAAAGUUUGACUUUUCAUCUGAGAGGGGGUCUGGGCAGCACAAAAGCAAAGGUCAAGGCCUGUUAAGUGGAAAUUGCCUUUGUUGGUGCAUUGGGUGUUGACUCAGAUGAGAUGUUGUUAAAAACUCUGUUACUUCAGUGAAGGAUGUUGACUGUCGAAGAAGAGCACUGCAAGGCCUUCAUCAGCUGACAAAACUGCCUGAAAAUGACAAGCAUGUUCAUUAUUGAAAUAUCACUGAAUAUUUUAUUUGACUCCAUGUCUGAAAGUCUCAGCAAUAUUUAUUACAUUUGCAAAGCAUGAAAGCAUUCGAGUCAUAUUUACUGCUGAAUUCUUUCUAAAAACAUUAUCCUUUUGCUGGUAUCAGUUACAGGAACCAUAUUGUUGAUAGCUUUUGGAUUCUCAGACAGUACUGCACUGAUGAAGUAUGGAAGUAGGCCUACUACACUAAUGAUAUGAUGACUGUGAGUCACAAAUUUAAAGAAAUAAGAACAAGAAUUUUGCAGUCCUUUAUAUUCAGUUUUUCCAAUAUCCUUUCUUCAGUAAGCCUAUUGUAACCUCCGUAAAACUUGGUGUACCUUAAUUAUCCCAAACUCGUGAACAUUCUAUGUGGAUUCAGCGGUACAUGUUGGAUAAUAUCUCUGGCAAUGUGAUGAUACACACUGUAUGAGGUUUUCAACCUUUUGUGUAUGAGGACUUGCAUUGUUAAAAAGAUGUCUGCCUCCAGUGUUUAUAGGAUUUAACUGUACAACUCACAGUUUUGAGUUGUAUGCAGUACGUGGCUGUCCUGUCAGCUAUCACUUAUACAUGGCACUCUAGAAGUUGAGAUAUGUAAGAAUAGCAUCUGUUGGCAGGCAGUAUAAUAAUAAUACUGAGUGAAAGGUUAGGGCUGAGUCUGGUGGCACCCACUGCAGUCUGCUUUGGUUGUGAAACAUGAUCAGGGAAUCACUGCUCCCAAAAGGUGCCUUUUGCUAUUUAGAGAAGUGUCACAUACAGAUACACAAUUUGUCUUGCAUGUGUUUCUUUCAAGAAUCACACUAAGCUGAUGUACAAAAAUUCCCAUCCACUCUUUUUGAAAGUACAUGAUAGAUUUUGUUGAAAUUCUUUCAACCAUUUCCAACUAAUAUUUUCUGUUUUUUUUUCGUUUUUUUGUUGUUUUUUGUCCAUGUUGCAUUGGUGUUCUUCUAUAAGUUCUUUGUAUGAUUAUUUUUAACUCCAUAUUAUGUUCUCUAUUCUUAUUACAUGUUCAUGUUGAUCACUCUUAACGAAAAUCAGGAAAGUUAUUUCAGUGGCAGCUUCUUUGCCAUAUGUUGCUUGUCUGAUUUCAUAUUAUUUUGUCUUCUUAAUUCUGGUUAUAACUGAACUUGUUUAUGUGUGAAUUUUGCUUGUGUCACUGUCCAUGAGAGCACUUACAUAGAAUUUUUAAGUAAGUAUGUUUAGAAUAAUAAAUUUUAUGGUGCCAUAAGAAUUGACACUUGUAAAGAAAUUUGGUUAUACUUGCUGUGUUUCACUGUUUGUUUGUUGCUCUCUGGCAGUAUCCUUGUAUUGCAAUUCUGUUGCAGCAGUUUACUGGACUGUGUUCCAUCUAUAAUAUUCAUAAUUGUUUUUUAUUUUUCAGUUUUAGACCAAGUUUCAUGUUCCACGUAUUUGGAUUGUCCCUUAGCACAUAUUAAAGUUACUUCAUAGCACAGACCACCUACAUGAACUUUAGCAGACAAAAGGCCUUUUCUAGAAAUUGCAUUGUUUAACUGAUCACAGUGAUAGGUAGUGUAUAUAGCACUUUAUAGCAUGAUAUCUUUCUUAUUUCAAAUUACUCUUGAAUGUCUAUUUGUGUAUGAAGACACUUUAAUAGUUGUGGUAAGGUAUGUUUAUUUUGACAACCAAGAAUAUCAGCUGAUUCAGAAACUGCAAGCCCUCACAAAUCUUAUUUCUGGUGGAUUCUCAGAAUUUUUUCAGUAAAAGAAAAUGUUAUUGAAAAAAUUCCAAACACUUCACUUUUAGAAUUUUUGUAACAGACAUGAAUUCCUUUUGAAGAUGGAAUACUAAACUAAUCUUUGAUAUGCCACUUCACAAAAAAUUUUCUUUUUAUAGUCCCAUGGUUGCAUUUCCACUAAUGUCAACUGCAAGGCCAUUGCUAAAAUGACAAUAAUAACGUUUGUAACUGAAUGUCAGAAACAUACAUUUAACUUAUCUGAAAGUUAACAUUUGUAACUGAAAUUGUAUCUGGUACUGAAAUAAUAAUUUCAUUUGGAUUAUUAUUUCCGUGAAUGGUUGUGUACAACUUGUCUAUAAAGCAUGCUUGCUGUACUAUCAUUACACUAAAAACUAUAGUGUGCACAAAGGAAAAAGUAUUGCUGUCACUGUUUCUUCUCCUCACCUGGGUAUAUAUUUAAUUUUGAACUAAUGUGUUAUGUAUUGCUGUCACUGUUUUUUUUUUUUUCUCAUCUAAGAAUAUUUUUUAGUGUAAGCAGUGCACUGCACCUGCAGCUAUAAUUUUGUUAAAGUUUUUAUCAUGAAGAAAAUGAAUUUCCCAUCUCCUAUUUUUGCAUGUUUCAGAGUUUCCUUAAAACAGUAUGAACUUGUGAUUAAUGCUAAAUUGGUGAAGUUUUAUUUCCUUACUUACAUGGUGUAACAUUAGUCAUUUUUACACAAGUGUUACAGUCACUUAUAAUUUUGUUAAAAAUGUUACAUAUCUCUCUGUUCCUUGUUUAUGGAGAAAACAAGGAAAGUGAUGUUUAAGACCAGUUAAGCAGUUAGGUGUAAUUUAUUGCUGUGAAGUGAUUUGAAGAAUUUGCUAAUAAUAUCUUGUUAUUAAUGCAAAGUAACUAAUUAUGUGAUAAUUUAUCUUACUAUAUUCUUAUAUCUGUUGAAAAAGGAUCAAAUUAUAGUUUGGCUUGAAGAGUGAUGUUCUGUGCUAGAAAGAGUUUACCAACAAAGGUAUAGACCAGGACCAUAUACUCUUAUCCUUAUGGAGCUGUAUAAAUUGUUACCUAAUGUAAAAAUGUGUUCCAAAGAAAGGAAAAUGAGAAAUUCUAAUUUCA